This is a messenger RNA of Sphaerodactylus townsendi, 8447 nucleotides long. It is a transcript of the gene ZNF827, whose product is annotated as zinc finger protein 827. Bases 449 to 4447 code for a protein of 1332 amino acids. Gene Ontology annotation, cellular component: nucleus. The record is from RefSeq and is a predicted model, not a curated record. The transcript is spliced from 14 exons. Lineage: Eukaryota; Metazoa; Chordata; Lepidosauria; Squamata; Sphaerodactylidae. Gene Ontology annotation, biological process: regulation of transcription by RNA polymerase II. Gene Ontology annotation, molecular function: DNA-binding transcription factor activity, RNA polymerase II-specific; RNA polymerase II transcription regulatory region sequence-specific DNA binding.
UGCUGCCGCCGCCGCCGCCGCUGCCCUUUGAUCCCUGCAUUAGUGUUAGUUAGGGGCUCGGAGACACGCAGGGAGCAGCCACAGACACCGCCGCACCAGCCCUCCUUUUUGACACCGCGUAUGAGCACCCACUCUCCAUUAGAGCCCAUUAGAGCCAUUCCCAUUGACGAAUAUCGCGACCGGGGACAAGCCAGGUGCACGACCGGGGGGUGGGGGAGAAAGGGAAAAAAGAGAGGGGGAGAGGGAGGGCAAGGGGGAAAAAAAGAAAGAGGGGAGAAAAAUCCCUCUUCUCCUUGGCUUCGGGGGGAAAGCCGCUUGCCCAGAGAAGAACCCCAGCCUCUCCUGGGCAGCCACCCUUGGCCCCUGCCUCUGCCCCUCCGGGUCUUUUUCUAUUUUUUUUAUUUGAUCUCCCAUUAAACCAAGGAGGAGAAUGUGAAAAGGGGGGAAAAUGCCCAGGAGGAAACAGGAGCAACCCAAGCGCCUCUCUUCACAUGGUACUAGACAAGAAGAAGCAGAAGGUGAACUUAGUGAGGAAGAACACUGGUUUGGGAACUCUUCAGAAACCCCAUCAGAAGCAUCCUAUGGAGAAGUUCAGGAGAACUUCAAAUUAUCCUUUGAGGAUAGGAUCCAAGAACAAUCUACAUCUCCAGACACUUCCUUGGGGAGUGCAACUCCUAGCAAUAACACACUGGAGCUGGCAGCAGUUGAGAAUGAUGCUAUAAGGGAUGUGCUGCAGAAUAAGGAACACCUAUCCCCUGGUGUGUCUUCCAUUUGUGAAGAUGACACUCCUGGCUCCAACAAGCCACUUAGUAGUAACCUGAGACGUCUGCUGGAGGCUGGUUCUCUCAAGCUAGACACUAGUGUCCCAGUUAACGGCAGGGUUGAGUCCCCUGUAAAUCUUGCCUCAAAUAUCUCCUUUUCACCUACGCAUCAUGCUCAGCAGCUAAGUGUCCUUGCUAGAAAGCUUGCUGAGAAACAGGAACAAAACGACCAAUAUGGUGGAAACAAUAGCCGCUUUAUAUGGAAUCAAGGCAAAUGGUUGCCCAACUCAGCACCCUCCUGUAGUUUGUCUCCCGAUUCAGCUAUUCUAAAAUUGAAAGCCGCAGCCAACGCAGUUCUUCAGGACAAGUCACUUUCCCGGACUGAAGACCCUAUAAGGUUUGAAUCCUUUUCUUCACCGUUCAGUUCACAGUCGGCAAGCUCCACCUUAGCUGCAUUAUCAAAGAAAGUCAGUGAAAGAAGCAUGACUCCUGGGCAGGACCACCCACCGCCAGCUAGUUCUUUUCUUUCUCUCGCCUCAAUGACUUCUUCAGCAGCUUUACUCAAGGAGGUCGCUGCAAGAGCUGCAGGCAGUCUGUUGGUGGAGAAGAAAAAGUCACUGGUUGCGGACGAUCCCCUGCAGCUUUCAGACAUGAAGCAAGAGAAAGUAACUCCACCACAGUCUUUGGAAUUGUUGUUACUCCCGGCCCCUAAAGGAAGGGCUUCUAAAAAUACCAAUCCAGCCUCAGAAGAAGAAGGUGGGAAACCUUUCCAGUGCCCAAUCUGUGGCCUAGUUAUAAAAAGGAAGAGCUACUGGAAACGACACAUGGUGAUUCAUACAGGCUUAAAAAGUCAUCAGUGCCCUUUGUGUCCAUUUCGCUGUGCGCGCAAGGACAAUCUCAAAUCACACAUGAAGGUUCACCAACACCAGGAUCGGGGAGAGACCUUUCAGUGUCAGCUUUGCCCGUUUACCUCGUCUCGCCACUUCAGCCUGAAACUCCACAUGCGUUGCCAUCAACACUUCCUGAGGACAGAAGCCAAAGUGAAGGAAGAGAUCCAAGAAACGGAUGUCAAGAUGUCACCUCAGCUAAAUGAUGACUCCAGGAUGGGACAGCAGGGGGAGGGGGCGGCUGACAGUGCAGGGAUUGCUGCUACAUCAAGAACACCUGAGAAAAGUGGACAAACAGGUGCUGCCAUCCCACCUCUGCUGGUGAAAGAAGAGCCCAAAGAUGAUAACAGCACUCCUUCACCAUCAUUUGCUCUUAGUGUUGUUGAUAGACUUGGCAACAAUACAAAGCUAAAAGACUCCAUUGACUUUGUGACCAACACAGCGUCAGCACUUUUUAGCCAGGACAUUUCUGUCAAAAUGGCAUCUGAUUUUCUCAUGAAGCUCUCAGCUGCAAAUCAAAAAGAACCUUUGACUCCUAUAUUUAAAGUGAAAGAUGAACCUAAGGAUGAAGAAAAUAACAGCUCUACUUUGCCUCAGUCCAGCUAUGGAUUCACCCAUGAACCUGAAACUUCUGCCCCAAGCAUUCCUGAGGAGAGUCUCAAACCACUGGAAGUGCCAGCAAAUGUAUUACAACAGGACAUGUCAGUCAAAGCGGCGUCUGAACUUCUCAUGAAACUAUCAGCUGAAAGUUACAAGGAAUCCCAGAUAGUAAAGAUUAAAGAAGAACCAAUGGAAGUUGAUAUUCAUAAUUCCCAAGCCUCUCCUUCACCCAGCCAAAACAUCAGUUAUAGCACUUUACUCAGGCAAGAGAUAUCUGAACAUAUACAAAAAAUACCAGAAGGCCGAGUACUCCCUGAGAGAAAUCUCUUCAGCCAAGAUAUAUCAGUGAAGAUGGCUUCCGAGCUGCUUUUUCAAUUGUCAGAAAAGGUAAGCAAAGAGCACAAUCACUCUAAAGACAACACCAUCACAGCUACAACUAGCCCUUUUUUUCCUGAAGAUACAUUUAGACAAUCACCAUUCACUUCUAACUCAAAAGACCUCCUAUCUAAUGAGAUUGCUGUUCAGGGGAGGACACCAGUAUCAGAAACAGAGACGAUAGGGCUGGAGGCUGGAAAUGGGUUGCCAUCUUGGAAAUUCAAUGACCAGCUCUUUCCCUGUGAUGUGUGUGGAAAAGUGUUUGGCCGACAGCAGACGUUGUCCCGACAUCUCUCCCUGCACACAGAAGAGAGAAAAUACAAAUGCCAUUUGUGCCCCUAUGCUGCUAAGUGCCGUGCUAACCUGAACCAGCACCUGACUGUCCAUUCCGUGAAGCUGGUGAGUACAGACACUGAGGACAUUGUCAGCGCUGUCACUUCCGAAGGCAGUGAUGGAAAGAAGCACCCUUAUUACUACAGUUGUCAUGUGUGUGGAUUUGAAACCGAGAUGAAUGUCCAGUUUGUCAGUCAUAUGUCGCUUCAUGUGGAUAAAGAACAGUGGAUGUUUUCUAUUUGCUGCACAGCCUGUGAUUUUGUUACCAUGGAGGAGUCAGACAUGAAGGCUCACGUUGCCACCAAGCAUGCAGGUGAAGAGAGGAAGACACCCAGUGACUCAAACAGCCCUUCCUCCUCCUCCUUGUCAGCACUGAGCGAUUCCGCCAACAGCAAAGACGAUGUCGAGAUCAGCCCCAAACCCAAGGGUUCAAACAACCUGUUAGUUAUUUCCGUAGUGCCUGGUAGUCAGACCUUGUUAAGCACGGAGGAGAAGUCAGAGAAAGGUUUUGAAUGUGUUUUCUGUAACUUUGUCUGCAAAACAAAAAACAUGUUUGAGCGCCAUUUGCAAAUCCAUCUGAUCACACGGAUGUUUGAAUGUGAUGUGUGCCACAAGUUCAUGAAGACUCCUGAGCAAUUACUGGAGCACAAGAAAUGCCACACUGUCCCCACCGGUGGGCUCAAGUGCCCGUUCUGCAUUUAUUCCACAAAUCGUCCAGCAGCAAUGGAAUGCCAUUUGAAGACCCACUACAAAAUGGAGUACAAGUGCCGGAUCUGCCAAGCAGUGAAAGCCAAUCAGCUGGAGCUGGAAAUGCACAUUCGGGAGCAUCGCCUCGGUAACCAUUACAAGUGCGACCAGUGUGGCUAUCUGUCAAAGACAGCCAACAAGCUGAUAGAGCAUGUGCGUGUGCACACUGGGGAGCGCCCUUUUCACUGUGACCAGUGCAGCUACAGCUGCAAACGCAAAGACAAUCUCAACCUGCACAAGAAGCUCAAGCAUGCUCCGCGCCAGACUUUCAGCUGUGAAGAGUGCCUCUUCAAGACCACCCACCCGUUUGUCUUCAGCCGCCACGUGAAGAAACACCACAACGGGGACUGCUCCGAAGAGGAGAAAAAGGGCCAGGGGGCCACCUCCAAGGAAGCCGGCUCUCUCCUGGUCGCCAACAGUUCCCGAAGCCUCUUAUCGCCUCUCUCAGUGAUGUCCGCUUCCCAGGCUCUGCAGACAGUGGCCAUGUCGGCUGCUCACGGCGGUGGGGCCGAGCCAAACAUGGCGCUUAAGGCCUUGGCCGUCAAUGGCACUUCCCUGUGUUUUGACAAAUAUCGAAACUCUGAAUUUGCCCACCUAAUUCCUUUGACCAUGUUUUCCCCCAAGAACCACUUUGAUAUCACAUUCCACCCUCCCAGGCCACAGACUGUAUGUCUGGGUGACUGUUCGCCGAAGCACUCCUUCCUUGCCUACCUGGGACUAACAGAAAGGGCAGAAACUGUCUGAAGACAGCCACGUUCUGUACCAAAAAUACUCCCUCUCCCACAACAGACAUCCAGAAGGUAUAUGCAUUGCUGUAAACCAUGCCCCCAAGAGGUAUGACUGGCUGAAUAUUUGUACUAUAGAUCAUUAGUAGUAAGGUACAGACAAACAACCCCAACAAACCCUGGCUGCGUGUGUCUCCUUCAUGCACUGGCAUGAAGGCCGCUUUAUUAAAAUCUUCAGAGAGGUGACCUCCUACAUACUUCUACCUUCAGAGGCAUGUUCCCAGUACUCUUAUCUAACAAACUCUUUUGUCUUGUUUAAGCUGAACAAGAGUGUCCUUAAUGGCAAAAGAUGACGUAUUGAAGCGUUUUCCUUUGGAUUGGUGUGUGUGAGCGUGCCGAAAGGAAGCCUGUCUGCCGUGUGCCAUGACAUUGCUUUUGCACAUCUUUUUUUGUACUUUAUUCAGUAGGAACACAUGAAGCUGCCUUAUGCUGAGUCAGACAGCUGGUUCGCCUGGGCUCGUGUUGUCUACUCUUGACCGGCAGCGGCUCUUCAGGGCCCAGGAGUGGGGGUCUAAGGCCAGCACUUGCUUUCAGAGCUUCUUUAACCAGAGAAGGCAGGGGCUGAGGAUGGGACUUUUAGACAUGCAAAGCAUGUGCUCUGCCAGUGAUUUGUGACCCCCCACCCUUUGUUAUCAUUAUUGCAAUUCUCCAUGUUCACUUCCUUGCCCACUUCUCUUUAUUUCACAGUUUUAGGAAACAACAGCUCUUAGUCUGAGAAGAAGGGGCACGCCAGGCACUCAUGUUUGGGAGUGCAGCAUAUAGUUGCUGCCUUGGUCUCGGGAGAUGGAAUUACUUGGAAUCCUGCAAAACAAGGUGCUUUUCAUGUAUUACAUUUUUCCUUCCUGGAGCCAAUGUCCACGUGAGCAAAUGCAUGCACACUCUACUAUUUGGUCUUUUUUUGGCUGUGUUUGCAAAUUGGGUUCCUGCUAUGUGCAUAUGCAUUGCUCAGAAUUUGCACUCCUGCCACCCUGAAAAUGUCACAACGAACACACGUGGACAUUACCCCCGCACAGGAAAAAUGCGAAGUAGCCCUGAACCUGUUAUAGCAGUGACCCACAUGAGGGUAUGGACAAACCUGCAAACGGGAAUUGUGUUUCGUGCACCAAAUGGUCAGUUUCUUUCCUUAUGUUCAUGUAAUUCAGGGCCACGUCUUACAGUUCCUUUUGUAUUUAAGUACAGAUAUCAGACUACAAAUGCAUAUUCCAAGAAUCAGUUUUAAAGGUAACACAUGCACUGCAUUGAAAUUGCUCUUUUCUUAAUAUACCGUUUUGAUGCAAGAGCCCAACAUUCCUCUGUCUGAUUUGCCAAGAAAAAAAUAAUAAUUUAAAGUUGCAGCGCUGCAUUUUGCAGCUGAUGCAAAGAAGUACAACAGGAUAUUUUAAGAAGGAGCCUUCUAGUCCGGUUCCAAUCAUGGUAUAUUAUCAACCACACAUAUUCUCAAAGUGUAUCAAUGCAGUGUUUAACUUAGUUUGCAAGAGUGUACAAGUAAAAUUCUGUGGUGAUUAAAUCCAGGAAAGGGGAUUUUAAAAGGAAAAGUUUGAUAAAUUCUGGGUGUAAUUGCUCAGACUAAAUAAAGGCAGGUUUUGCACAGUGCUGGAGUCUUGCACUAGUAUGUUUCUCACUUGCAAAGAAAAGUAAGAAAAGAAAGUGUAGAAGAUGCUAAUGUUUCUUUUGUGAACUGAAGAAAUAUCAGAUUGUAUAUUUGAAAAGUUAACAGUGCAUUCUUUUAAAUGAAAAGACAAAAAGGUGCUGUUUAAUCAGUAUGGUUCUCUUUUAUACGCCCAACUUUUCAGCUGUAUUUUCAAAUUUUGAGUCUCUAUAUACAUUACCCUUCAUGUUAUUUGUAAUCCUUUAUAUUAUUUUGUUAAUGCCUACUCGAGUAUACCUUUCUAGGAAGCUAACUUUGUAUUUCCUUAAAGCUCUCACUUUGUUGUCAUUAAAAUGACAUAACUAUUGCACUUUAUUGCAGUAAGAAGCAAAUGUGGCAUUCCUAUUAGAAGAUCUAAGUCAAUUGAUAACUUUUUCCCCACCGAUUAUUUUUUUCUCCUCACUCAUGCACUGAUGUUUAUUGUACAUCACAUCCAGUUUCUGCCACUAAACACAUGUGGGAAGGAAUCCAAGUCUGUAUAUAUGUUACAAUACUAGAAACUGUUUACAGUGGAGGAUGAGAAGGAAGAAUCCCUAAUGAGUUACAACAUUAAAGCAAAAUAACUUUAAUGUUGAUUAAAUAACUUUAAUCAAGGUAAUGAGCUCAUGCAGGAAUAUAGUCAGCAUGUUGCUUCACCUGGCUAAUGUAUUACAGUUAAAUGUCAUUGUUUGAGUUGUUCCUAAUGCAUCUUGUUAAUUGCUCUUGUCUUGAUUAAAACUGCUUUUUGGUACUCAUCCUAGGAGUUUCUCUGCUGGCAAAUUGUUGCUUAGCAUAAAGUCCAGUGAAGUGUCAUUACUUGAGACCUUACAGGGGAAUUCUGCCCCCAGGUAUGAUGGCAUAGCAGGGCCCAUCAGUAGUCACCCAUCCAUGAUGUGGCAGAGCAUCAUCAUGCAAAUUCUGCUUCCUGGCAAAGGGAUAGGUAGAGAAGAGGUCUAUGGUGGAGGGAGGGCUGGUGACCCCUCAGCUGCACAGCACAGCAUCCAAAGGGAAUAGCAGCCAUGGCAGGCCUACCUAAGUCAGAUGCCACUGUGAACUGUGUCAAUGCAGUGAGCUGCUGUUCUGCAUAACACCGCAGACCUGACCUACUUCCUUUUUCCAGAAUGCUGCUACAACUAGAUUGGCAGACACUCAAACGGCCACAUUUCCUAUCUAUCUAUGUGGUUUUUGGAUAUAAUCUUGAUUCAUUAACUGCAGUCUUGCAACUGAGUGGAAUCGGCUCAGUUGCAUCCUUUGCUAGGAAUUUUAAGAGAAGAAGGAUUUAUCCACUAGGAAGCUAUUUACAAUUAGCGUUUUUCAAAAAUAAAAAGAGUUCAGGGCCUAGCAAUUACUAUAAUUAACUAAAUGCACUCAAGAUGUUUCUGGUUGACUCUCUAAACGAUAAAGGAGAAAAUACUAACUAGUUUGCCAGCAGGUAAGCUACACACACAUAGGAAUGUUAAAGGAAGAUGUUCCAUAACCCAAACUCAAAGAGUGGUGGAGUCUCCUUCUUUGGAGGUUUUUAAACAGAGACUGGAUAAUCGAAUGUCAGGAGUGCUUUGAUUGUGUGUUCCUGCAUGGCAGGGGGUUGGACUUGAUUGCCCUUGUGGUCUCUUCCAACUCUAUGAUUCUAUGAUUCAAACAAAUGGUGCAAUAUACAUAGGAACGUCAAGCAAUGGGAGUAUUAUGAUGCUGUAAGCAACUUAAUGCCUUGGGUUUAACCAUUUUCCUUUGUAUUUUGUCUGUCAUAGUUAUGCUUAAUGUAAUUGGGCAGCUUUAUUUAGCACUUUGGACACUGAAAUUUCUGGAAAGUUAGUUAUACAUGACUUAUGAGUGAGAAAGAGAAUGCGUCUGGAGGUGUUUUUAUUUUUUUAAGAAAAAAUAUACAGUAUUUAUAAGGCCCUCGCAUAUACGGCAAUUGACGCUAAAGAAAGGAAUGCUCUCUAUAGAUACCCUUUGCUUGUUUCACAUUUCUGAUGGAUUCUGUCAGGACGCUCACUUUAUAUCUCCUUUUCCCGCUAUGCAUUCUUUAAAAUAGACCGGUUUCAUUGGUUUCACAUUUUCCAUUCAGUAAUUUGGUUUCUACCUUUCAGCACUUUUCUUGCUUCCUUCUCUCCUUUCUAACUUGCUGUAUCAUAUUCAAAUAUCACACUGUCAAGGUUUGUGUACAUUAAUGGAAAUUUGUAUUGUAUAAAGCUUUUUUUUGCAUUAUAAGGCUGUACAGGGUCAUUUUGACAGUAACUGGUAUAUUUCUUUGCAUCUUACGUUGCAUUGCCAAUUUCUAGUGUAUCCAGUUUGGAAGUAUAUAUACUCUAAUUAAAAACAAAGUUGGCUA